AUGGCGGCAAUGCGAGGACCGCGCAUUCCAACUGGCUCAGCGGCUUGGGUCGCUGAUGAGCGCGCCUCUGCCCUUCAGAUUGUCGAUGUCGAGGUUGAUGAGUUCACAUACGCGGCUCAAAACGAGUUCGAAUGGCUCAACGAACAUAUGGCUAAUAUCUUUAAUGAGAACGAGACAAACCUCGCCGAAACAUUCAAAACACCCGGAAAGCUUCGAGGAAAGACACCUCGCACUGCGCGUAAACUAUUAACAGAACCAAGAGUGCCAUUGUCGAACGUCUUUGGUGGCACGCCAACAAGUUCAGCAAACCGUUUCGCCCAGCAUCUCUACGCCCAAUCGCCCCAGAGGGAGCUAUUGAACCAGGCCAAGCCUUCGUCUCCUCGCCGUGCCAUCGCAUCACCGAAGCCUGCCCAGUCUGCCCCCGAGGUGCCAAUUGAAGAUGUAUCACAACACCCUACCAGCGAGGCUGAACCUAUCCACUCUGACCAGGACGCCCUCAUGACUGUUGAUGAAGAGACAGUUGCCAUCACAGACGCCAAAUCUCAACCACAGGAUUCAGGUUAUUUCGGAAGUCAAGAUGUCAACCCUGCGCCCUACGAUCCUAUGGAUGACGAUGAAGAGUCACUUCUGGAUGCCACUGAUGUUGACGAAGACCUCGAAUCCCCCCAGCCAAGUCCUACACGUGUGUCACCUGCGAAGCAGCUCACGAAGACUUCUUCUCCAGUCAAGGACCAGGAGCCAGCGACUGAUGAUGCUGAGAUGGAGGAAGCUGAGGAAGAGCCUGAGGCGGCGGACAACGAGGUUGCCGAUGAUGCUCAGUCUCAAUCUGAUGGCCCCAGUCCCGUCCCCAGUCCUGUGCGCCCAGGCUUCCGUAAUAGUCUCCAAUUUGCUUCUCUCCCUGCCCGAGAGCCUCUUACAGCAGGCAAGGCCAGAGCCUCCCGUACAAGUCAUGUGGAUCCUAAGAGGACGAGCUACUUGGGGAGAGGCAAGAGCAUGGCAAGCCACGCGGGACAGGAUACAUCAGACGAGUCUGACCAAGACGAUAUGGAAGUCGAUGAGCUUCCCGUACAACAAUCUAAGAACGCCGAAGAGCUUGCUCUGCACCAUAACAAGACAUAUACACAGAUGCUCCAAGACAAGAUCAGUGUCCUUGGAAAGUCGCAACCAAACGGCAGCCGACCAUCAAAGUCUAUCCAUAGUGUAACGAACGUUCAGCAGCAAACCGUAACUCAAUCUGUUUCUGAACCAAAGUCGCCUUCUCCCAAAUCACCCAAGAAGCACGAAACAACGACGACAACUCCAGGAGCUUUCCCUCAAGACGAUGACGACGAUGAUGACUGGAUUGUCCCUCCACCCACCCAGCAGGCUGCUGUUCCCACACGACCAUCACUUUCCAAGAGCCGAACUGCCGACGUCAUGGAAGGAAUUCAUGGCAAGCAGACUCUCGGAUCUUUCGAUCUGGAUGAGGACCGUGCUAGCAUUCGUUCACCUGCUCGUUCCAAUUCUCAACGCGAGAGGCCUAGCUAUAUGGGACAUUCCAAGUCUGUUUCAGUACCAGCUGCCACAUUGUUCGCUGCUACUGAACGAUCGGAGGGAAGUCCCCUCAAGAAGACAGUAUCCGGCUCAGAUUCUCCUGCCAGACCAGCUACUGCUGUCUCAGUUGCCUCAAAUGUUGCUUCCUCUUCAUCACCUUCCAAGUCCCCUUCAAGACUCUUCCGUGACAGUCCUUUGAAGCACCUUAAGAACAAGAUGUCUUCAAUUCUUAGCACGUCUAAGGGUCUUAUGGCCAGUAGCGCGGCAUUGAGCGCUGAGAGCAAAUCGUCUCUGCUUUCUCCUUCUCGGGUGCAAAUCGGAACAUUCCCUAACGAUUCCGAGAUGUCGGUCGCACCCAAGCCAAGCAUGGACUCGUUUAGAAGUGGCAGUACUGCAACUGAUCAGCCUCGCCCGGUUGCUAAGCGCACAAGGGCUUCAGUUGAGCGAGAGAAGGAAGAGAAACGUCGAGAAAAGGAAGCCCGAGUCCAGGCCGAGCAGAUGGACAAGCUCGAGAAGGAGCGCGAGAAGGAAAGAGAAAAGGCACGAGUCUUCAGCAAGGAACAAGAGAAGCUUGCCAACAUGGAGAAGCAGGCCGCAGCUAGGAAAGAGCCUGAAGCACCCGUGCAGGCUACACCUCAGCCCACCCGAACAAGCCCCCGAAGGGCCAAGCCUCAAGAGGAACCUACUGAACCAGAGAUGGAGAUGGUUGACGCUCCUGCUUUGGUGCCACCUCCUUCUGUCUCGCGAUCUGCUGUCGGUAGCCAAUUAUCUCGCGCCAAGGAGAUCAGGAGAAUCGGAAAGCCAGGUAGAGAGACAUCUACAAAGUCGAAGCCAGCGCCCACCGUUCACAUCAAGGUCAACACCGGCUCACAAUUGUAUCCUAACACCAACGCUACCAAUGGCUACCAGGACUUUGGUGCGUCAACAAGCUCCCAGCCUCCACAAAUGCCUAGCAAGGCAAGCAAGGCCUCUAUGCAGCCAAAGUCCUCCGCCUCAGGAUUUGGUGCCUCAACAGGAUCAAAUGGCCGCCCUAGAGCUCUUGAUUUGGCGGCACAGAAGAAGGUUCAAGAUGACCAGGCACAACGCCGACGUGAGGCGAAGGCGAAGGCGGAGCGUGAUGCCAAGGCGAAGAGUGAACGAGAGCGAGCGGCGCUGAAGGAGGAAAAGAAGAAGCAAGAGCUCUUGCGUCGUCAAGAAGAAGAGCGAGAGAAGCGCGAGCAGGCUGAGGCUAAGAGGCGUCAAGCAGCUAUCGAGAAGGCUAAGAAGACUCCUGCUCCGCCUCCCGCUGUUCGAUCCCAGCCUAACGGCCCGCCCGACUCGGUUAAGCGUGGUGACGGCAUCCCCCGUCCUAUUUCUCGCAUGAAUUCGGGCAUUUUCAGAUCAGGUGAUGAUUUGGGUCGCCCUGUCAAUGCCAGCUUGGCCCAGGGUUCUAAGUCUGCAGUCAAGAGACCUCUCGGUCGAGAUCCCAAUGACGACGGGGUCUCUAGGCCACCGCCUGUCCGUGGUCCUCAGUACCAAUCAAAGGAUGCGAAGCGACGUCGAACAAGCGAUGAUUAUGCCGAUGAGCUGGAUAUGGAACAGCCUCCCAACAUCAAGGGCCCCCCUGUUCGCCCAUCCAGCGCUUUUAAGAAGGACCUGCAGGUGAAGAGCUUGACCAAUGGCUACACCCAAGCCAGUGCACAGAAUCUUUUCAAGACAAACCAUGCCCCAAGCCAUACCAAGGGAGGCAACCCUAUGGAUAUGGCGCAGAUUCACAAGGGAACCAUUCCCUUCGCUCCCAACCCCAACCCCGCAGGACCUGCCUACAAGACACCAGGACGCCCUGGUCCUGUCGGCGGACUCAAGUCUGCGGUUAAGUCUGCCCAGAGAUCAUCGCCGCGAUUCCAGAACGGUGAUGCGAUUGAUCUCCCGGAGAUUCAAACAGAUGAUGAAGAUGAGGAGGACGACGAACCACCUGCUGGAACAGUUGCCUCUUGGGCCAAUUCUCCUGCCAUUCGCGCGGCUCUUUUGGCACAGGAGAGAAUGAACCCUGCAGCAAUUUUCGGAGAACCAGGACCUAUCAACAUGGACGAAGUUUUCCAUGCCAGCAAAGAGCGGCUUCACAAGUUCCGCGCCCGAACCUCGAGCGCUAACUGGAGCGGUAACGAUCGUCUUACCGAGGAGGACAUCCGAAAGGAUCUCGCUGCCAGAGACAGACUCCGACGAGAGGGAGGCUGGUCUUACCAACUGGGCAGAGACAUGAUGUAA
Messenger RNA from Fusarium coffeatum, 3780 nucleotides. RefSeq lists its product as uncharacterized. The coding region runs from base 1 to 3780 and encodes 1259 amino acids. The transcript is spliced from 4 exons. The record is from RefSeq and is a predicted model, not a curated record. Lineage: Eukaryota; Fungi; Ascomycota; Sordariomycetes; Hypocreales; Nectriaceae.